Colletotrichum scovillei is the source of this 1752-nucleotide messenger RNA. RefSeq lists its product as uncharacterized. NCBI's taxonomy places the organism in Eukaryota, Fungi, Ascomycota, Sordariomycetes, Glomerellales, Glomerellaceae. Gene Ontology annotation, molecular function: catalytic activity. The record is from RefSeq and is a predicted model, not a curated record. The transcript is spliced from 4 exons. The coding region runs from base 1 to 1752 and encodes 583 amino acids.
AUGGGGCAUACUCGCAAGAAGAAAAAGGGGCAUAAGAAACGAACUUCACGAAAAGACAAGCCAGAUAAUGAGGUCCCGACAUCGUCAUCAAGUGCUCGCCAGCACGAGGCGCGGGAUGACGAGGCAUCUGCAUCCGAUUCUGACUCGGACUACGCCAACAACCUGGAUCUAAUCCAGGUAAACCUCAAACGCUCUCCCGCCCACGUCAUUGCCAUCCAAGACCCUCCACCAGAGUUCGCUUGGAAAUCAUGUCCAGGCUACAACAUUGAGUAUCUCCCAGCAAGAGAGCUUUUGGAGAAUGACAAUCCGAAAACGACAGAGGACCCUGUUCCAGUCAAGCUUGUCGGUUUUUAUGUUACCCAGUCGAUCGGUCCAAGUGACUGGAGGAUCGAUUGGCGGGAACAUGAUAACGACCACUAUGGCUCGGUAGCUUCCAUGUUUCUCAAUACGUCCUGCGGCAAGAUAACGAUUCACAACGUCUACAACAACAAUCAAUCCAUCUUCAUGUCAAUACUAUUGACGGAUUCCGAUCAUCCUGUCAAUGGCGAAAGUGCCGUAAUGGUUGGGGACUUCAACCUCCAUCAUCCGGGAUGGGGUGGAGAUAGGGUUGCGCAGGUUGAGAAAGACGCCGAAAUUCUUCACCAGGCUAUAAGCAUGGCGGGCAUGCGAUGUUUGUUGCCACCCGGCCUAAGGUCUUACUCACGGUCGGCUACCGACUCCGGCGAUUUCUCAACCACGAUCGAUUUGGCCUUUGCCGGUCAGAGGCUGCAGUCUCGGGCUCAUCCCACUCGAGCGCUGUCAGUACCUGGAUUCGAUUCAGACCACCGGCCGCUCCACACCAGGAUCUCCGUUGCGCCCAAUCGAGACAAGGAGCCACGCUGCAACUGGGACAAAGAAAAUGAAAAGAAAUACUGCAAAGAAGUCAAACAGCAAUUUCUCACGAUCGGCUGCCCCACUAUCGGAACUGCAGCUGAGGUUGAUGAUUACGCCAAAGCGCUUGUGCUGGGCAUCUACGAAGCUGCUCGCCGGACCAUUCCCUGCUACAGAAAAACCGCUCCGCGGCCGAAGCCCGAAGUGGUCCCGGAAGACGUCCAACGCGCUCGUGAGAACGAGGAGAAUCAGCUUCGCAUUCUGCAUGAGCUUCGAUGUCGACGCAAACAGCGAGUCCAAGAGGAGAAGUGUCGCAUUGCUAAGCGUGAAACCCGUUACGCCACCAAGAUGCACAAGCUGGCUUCGUUUCGAGAGAAUAUUGCUAGUCAGGCUUCUCAAUUACGGGGUCUUCAUCAAUUAGCGAGGCAGGUUCCAUUGUGGAGUCAACUGCAACGACAGGUCCAUCUCAAGAGGCUUAUACGACCUGAUGGCUCUGUCUGUCAGACCGAUGACGAAAGCUUGCACUGCUUCAAGGACAAGAUUUGGCCCAAAACGAGCGAUGCCUCUGACCCGCCGGCUCCUGAGAUACCCAAGCUUGACCCCAAGCGUCCCCAACUCUUUACUCCUCAGUGUAUCAGCGAUGAUGAGUUGCAUGACGCAUUCACCUCGGUGGAAAGAGGCAAGGCUGCCGGGCCAGACGAUAUCAUCAGCAACGCUCUCAAGGUUGGGUGGGCGGAGAUUUACAAAUACUUCAAACAUCUCGUCAAUGCCAGCUUCAAGAUGCAAUUCGCAUGCGUCGGAAGGAGCACCACCGAGGCCCUAGAGCGAGUUCUGCAAAGACACGCUGCGGGCCGCGUCGCUCUGCAACCCAGACGCCGCUAG